Molecule: messenger RNA, 2532 nt
Organism: Phytomonas sp. Hart1
Lineage: Eukaryota; Euglenozoa; Kinetoplastea; Trypanosomatida; Trypanosomatidae
Source: the annotation of a GenBank genome assembly
AUGAAUCCACCAUUUUUGCCUAAACGAUGUGCCAUUGUGAGCAAAAAUGGUAAGCAAUAUUUGUUUCUUGUAGUCCCCAAUCCAGCGCCACCACCCAAACCAAUCAUCGAAUCGUUAAUGGAAUUUGAUAGCGCCCCUGAAGCUGACUCAGAAUCAAAUGUCCAUGCAACUGAUUCAAGUGGUAGCACCGAUAGUACGAAGUAUGCCUCAGGUUCGGCCUGGCGAUGGGGGUCAAAAGUGGUCCUCACAACUGUGGAUGAUAGCGGCGAUUUCCGCAUUUCGGCUUCUUUCAAAAAGACCGAGUUUGUAUCACUUGAAGAUGCGUAUUCUCAGUGCGGACCUUUUGACGAGCUUCAUGAAUACCACACACAAUUUGGCUGUGUUGUACUUGAUAAGGCUUACAUCUUAGUUGCCUCGUCAAUAGAACAGGCUGUUGUCUUACCUUUUAAUGGCCAUAUUUUUAGAGUGCUCGAAGCAAAGUGGAUUCCCUUUGUUUUACCUCAUGUAUUGCCAGUCAAGAUGAGCUCUACAGAUCAGAAUCGUUUGGAGGACUUCCAAUUUCAUUACGACAGCAAAGGAUAUUACUACUCGGAUGAUGUUGAUUUGCGACUUCAGUUUCCUUUCAUUCCUUCCAAAGAUGAAGCAACACAGCAGGACUUUUUUUGUGAUUGGUCCCAUCAUCUUAGAAAACGCUUUAGCUCACCAUCACUGCAUAGAGCGUGCAGCAUAUUGAUCCGCGGUUUUGUGGGUGAGCGGGUAUGUCCUUUAACUGACGGCGGUGAGCUUCAUAUGAUGCUCUUGGGACGCCAGAAUUACCUGAACCCCGGGCCUCGUUAUUUUGGACGAGGUCUCAAUGAUAUCAACGCAGUAGGCAAUGAACAUACAUAUGAAUACAUCAUGUGGAAGAAUCAGGGCGGUAUGUCCGUAGCGUAUGCUCGCCACACAAUCCUUCGUGGGACAAUUCCAGUACGUUGGACAAGCCAGCCAGGCAUGGCAAUAUCAGAGCCACGCAUGAUUUUCAGCACGGACAAAUCUGACGUUAUCCGAGGCUCUAGUGCGUACUUUGAAAAUCUCUUCGGAAUGCUUCAGAGAAUAUGUCGAGGGGACACAGCUAAUGCGGAUGAUGUGACCAUGUCCAGCCCCAAGCUGUGCUGCAUUAACCUUCUUCGGUUCAACACGCACGCGGAUGAAAGUGCCUUGACUCAGUACUUCACAGAAUCGGUGCGCCAGGCGGAGACAGUUUUAAAGAAAAAUUUCCAAGGAAGCUGUAUUGACCUGGCUCACGUGGAUUGGUUGACCCUAACAAAGGAAUAUGGCAUUGAGUUCACCAUCGCUUCAUUCUGGCAGUCCGCGAUGGGCUUCCUCGUGGGACAAGGGGACCCGGUAAAGGACUCCAUAAAGUCAGUGGGAGUCAUCAGAGCCGAUGGUACCGUGGAUCGCUUGAUGGCCCAAACACGCUUUCUUCGCAUUAACUGUGCCGACUCGUUGGAUCGUACAAACUUGGGUUGCUUUUUCACUUGUCUCCAGGUCAGCAUUGGGAUGCUCCUUACGCUUCACGUCCCGUUUAAGGGAUUCCGCUAUAACCAACCGCUUCGCCCGAUCAGAGAUGUCAGCGAGGUGGAUAGCCCCAAUGCCUAUGCCACAUCCUUUGCGCCCAUUUCCGAUUUAAGGCAAACAGUGCCCAAGCCUUACCUGAAUAUCUGGGACGAGGCAUACGACCCCGAUCGAUUACCUGGAGCGGUGGCAUGUGCAUUGGCAGGACUCUUUGUAGACAACGGCGAUUGUGUAGCGAUGUUGUAUACCAAUUCCCAGGCUAUGCACAGCAACCUCCUUCGGGGGAUCUUUGGGGCGCGGUCAACUGGGUCAAACGCCCUCAUCGCAACGCAGCGGAGGUACGAGAACGUGUUUGAGGAUGGAAAAAAGUUCAGAAACACUGAACUUCUUCUCGGUCGAAACUAUGACGUUCAUUUACCGUCUGUAAGCCCAAUCUUCCUGACGCGGCCUGUUGCCUAUCGCCAAUGGGUAUGCGCUCUCGUCGUGAUCGGAUUGAAAAGUGGCGUUCAGGCCACUGAGGUGGAGGCGGCUGUUUGCCAGGCGUGGGAUAACAACGUCGUCCCGCAGCUGCUUCAACGCGGGAAGGUACCGAUUGAAAGCAGUGCGUUAUGCCUCAAUAUCACGGUGAAGCCGGAAAAGUGUGUGAAUCAGUUUGAUGCCUUUUCGGCUGCGAUGCAAUCUCCACCCAAUAUCGAUUCAUCCCGUGUGUUGGACGAAGAGGAGAAGGCGAAUAUGACCUUCCGAGAUGAAAAGUUCGCGGUUAUUCAGUUUGACCCCGACGUCUGCUGCGUUCUGGACGCCCCUGCUUUACUUCAGCAGUAUGGUUGCAUUUUCAUAAGAGGACAUCUCUGCACACUGGCCCAAUACUCGUACCCCAUUAUGGAUGUCGAGAAUUCUCAUAGAAUGAGUGCAACGAUAAAGAAUGUCAGUGCAACGUUAAAGAAAGGAUUCAAGAAAUUUGUUCGAAACCUCAACUGA